Molecule: messenger RNA, 616 nt
Organism: Punctularia strigosozonata HHB-11173 SS5
Lineage: Eukaryota; Fungi; Basidiomycota; Agaricomycetes; Corticiales; Punctulariaceae
Exons: 4
Coding region: 29-589 (186 amino acids)
Molecular function (GO): sphingosine-1-phosphate phosphatase activity
Source: RefSeq, a predicted model, not a curated record
CCGAUACUACAUAGAGACCUAGUGCAUCAUGGCCGUGGUCGCAGCUAGCGCCUCGUCAAGACCCCCUGCUCCCUCGAGGAAACCGCGCUGGCUAGCCUUCCUGGAUCGGACCAAUGUGACGGUCACUAGUAUCACAGCUUGCUUCCUUCUGUACUCUCGUUCAGCUGGCAUCGCGUAUUUUUGUAUUGGUGCUGUCGCAUGCUCUCUCUCUGUAAAGGUGGUCAAGAAAGCUCUCAGGCAGCCUCGACCGAUGGGCGCGACUCACAAAAUAUCUUAUGGGAUGCCAUCAACACAUUCGGCCACAAUAUCCUAUUAUGCAACAUUCAUCCUUCUCGCUUGUGCUCAUUCAGCGAUCCAUCCGACUCUUCCAGCGCACCCUCUUACCCGGAUCAUACCACCCUUGAUUGUACUCCCGUGGGCAUUGGCCAUCGCAGCUUCUCGGGUAUGGCUUGGUCAUCAUACCGGGGCGCAGGUCGGCGUCGGUUGUGCUUACGGUGUAGCGUGGGCAGCUGCUUGGUAUCACUGGUGGACUCACUACGGCAUAGAGUACGGCCGCAUACUCGAGCAAUUUGUGAAUUCUCACAUUUAGAAUGACGAACCUACAAGCUAUGUAAAC